GCAAAACAGCCAAUACGAGGCACGAGCUCAGAAUUUAUACUCUGUGUAACUCGACCACUCAGAAAUUGAACAUUCCAAAGGCCGGUCUCCUCCUUCUCGGUGUUCUUUGUUCUCGAUCGCCGCACCCAAAUUAACAAAAAAAUGCUGUCUGCUGCUAGAUUGAUCGCCCCUGCAGCCAGGUCUGCUAUCUUCAGCAACACAGCUUCUUUGAGGCCAUUAGCGGUGGUGCCUACCCAGACACAGAUUGUCCCAGCCGCCCCCACCCAGCUCUCGGCUGUCCGCUCUUUCCAAACCACCUCGGUCACGAAGGACAUUGACUCAGCUGCCAAAUUCAUUGGAGCUGGUGCUGCCACAGUCGGAGUUGCAGGAUCUGGUGCUGGUAUUGGAACGGUGUUCGGCUCCCUCAUCAUCGGUUAUGCCAGGAAUCCCUCCCUCAAGCAGCAACUUUUCUCAUACGCCAUCUUGGGUUUCGCCCUGUCUGAGGCCAUGGGUCUCUUCUGUCUUAUGAUGGCAUUCUUGCUGUUGUUUGCUUUCUAAGCUAAUUACUUUUAAGAACACUACUACUGCCAUCCUAGAUGAGGUUUCAGUGUAUACUAUCUGGAGUGGACGGCCGUGGAAUCGAAUGUGUGAAACCUCACCCUCAUAGUGGUGCGAGGACUUAUGUGUUAAGUGUUACACUUUCAGUGCAUCAUCAGGAAACGCAAUUUAUUUAAUUAUGUAGUAUAAAAAAAUCUGCAAUAAAAUAUUGUACGUAAACAUUUAAUUAUUCCUAUUCCUGAUACAUUGUAGACUGUUAUCCAAAUCAUGUUAUGCGUAUAUUCUCAGUAUAAUUGUGUCGAAAGCCGGUGAUAAUAAUUUUUAAAGCCAGUUAAUUGCAUGUUGCGUGUGAGUAUUGUCAUCGACUUUACACUUGUUAUGCUGUUUGGGAAUGUCGGCAUCUGUAUUGUACAUUUUUAGGGCGAUUAAAUGAUACAAACCAAUUUCAA
Molecule: messenger RNA, 986 nt
Organism: Melitaea cinxia (Glanville fritillary)
Lineage: Eukaryota; Metazoa; Arthropoda; Insecta; Lepidoptera; Nymphalidae
Gene: ATPsynC
Product: ATP synthase lipid-binding protein, mitochondrial
Exons: 4
Coding region: 142-537 (131 amino acids)
Biological process (GO): proton motive force-driven ATP synthesis; proton transmembrane transport
Molecular function (GO): proton transmembrane transporter activity
Source: RefSeq, a predicted model, not a curated record